AAGGCUUCAAAUAUUUACAGGAUACUUUGGUGGCUUAUCAUUAAUGAAUCAUUCUGAGAAUUUUGGAGUUGCUUUAUAAAUGAGCAGAAUAUAUAAAUGCUGUAGUUAUAUACACUGUAACCCUGCCCUCCAGGAUCAGGGACUUCCUGUCCAGGUGGUUAACAUUGGUACCGCCUGCUCCUCCACCCUGACCCGAGGCUAAGUCUUCGUGUCUACGCCCUGCACACUCAUGAUCGCACACCUCCCUUCCCCUCCAGUAAACGUGGUGACGACAGAACGGCCGUUGGCCUGAUCAGUGGAGGAGAUUGCGUACGGGGAAGAGGUUAAACACUGUCGAGAUGUCGUGCUGACUACAACCUUCUGCUCAACACCAUCAAAACUGAGGAGACCGUAACUGACGUCAUAGGGAGACACAUUCCCCUAACUGUGUUCGGCGAGCGUCCUCCUUGAGACUCCUGGGGGAUCUUAGAGAACGUGCUCACCUUCUGCAUCGUGGCCUGAUAUGCCAGUUGCUCAGUGUCAGACACUAAAAACCUGCAGAGGGUCAUUAACACAGCACAAAAGAUCUUCGGCUAUCUCUGGAGGACAUGGUCAGCGCUUGGUGUCUCGUUGCCCCUGCGUGACCUCGUGCCCUCUGGGAUCAGGUGCAGGUGUCUGAAAGGCAGGACAGCGAGGCCAUCAGAGCGCUGAGCCCGCUGAAUGGACCUAGUGAUGAAUGCACGAGUGUGUAUGGUAGUGUGCUGAGAUGAAAGCCUAGCAACAACACAGUAAGAGUUAUGUUGUCUCUACCCUGUAGUGCAUUUUGUGCAUCAGACGAUAGUUUCAAUAAUAUACAAGUGGAACAUUUCUAAAUAACAACUUGAUGUACUUCAGUAUUUCCAGUACUUUGAUCAUUUCUUUCUUUAUUUAGUGCCACUCGAACAUUUUCACUGCACUGUCUCCCUCAGGAAGAUUUCUUUGCAGAUUUUUCCAUAAGAAUCAUGGAACAAGCUGAUUGGUUAUAAAUGCAAACAGUCAUUAAAACUCAGAGCUGAACUGAAAUGAAUGUAUUGCAUCUGAUAGCUGAAAAUGAAUCUUAUGAAUGUAAAAUAUGAAUAAACAAGUGAAGAUUUUUCUUCCUCCCUUUGAGCUCAUCAUCCAGGCUUGUCUCAGCCCGUGCAGCUGCAACACCGCCCAGUUCAGCCUCUUCAUUCCUCCGUCUCAGCUCCCUGUCUCUUUACAACAAUUUUUCAUUGCAGUAAUUUAUGCGUCCUUCACUGAUCCAUCACAAACAACAAAAGCACUUUGUGGACGGGGCGCUCCGAUUUCUCCUCUUUGCUGCUGCAGAAAGCUGCUCGACUGGAAUCUUCACAUUCCCAGUGCCUCUUCUCUGGAGCUUGUUUUUCUUUCUGUUUGCUGGGGAAGCGACGAGCCACCUGUCACCAUUAUAGAUCCACUCUGGACAAAGCCAGCCCUUAAAACGACACUUACUCGAGGAAGAUGAGGAGCUUUUUGAUCCUCGUGUUCGUUUCCCAGCAUACCUUGGCUGCAAAAGUGGAAGUGUACGAGGGAGUGGAGUCUGUGCUUCUGCCCUGCCGGGUAGGUUUUUUACUAGAGGACACCACAGUGACAUGGACCCGCCCUGACCUCGAUCCCAGCGCCAUCCACAGGCGGCACGAAGACCGAGACGAGCCGGAUGGUCAGAACAUGCGUUACCGUGGGCGCACGGCAAUGAGGGCGAACGAGGCGGACCCCAAAGACCUGAGCCUCACUCUGAGCAAACCCGAGCUGUCUGACACCGGAAGUUACGACUGCAUCAUCAGCAAGCAGAAAGACGUGCUAAAGCUGACCGACGUAGAGCUCCAGGUCAAAGUCGGCAUGUUGGAGGUGGAGGUGACAGAAGGGUCCGAGUCCAUCCAACUGCCCUGCCAAACGACAUCUCCGCUGCCUGCCGACACCACCGUGGAGUGGAGCCGCUCCGAGCCCAUCCCCAUGAUUGUCCACGUGUUCCCAAACAGCAGCGCAGAGCUGCCGAAGAAACAGGACGAAUUCUUCUGCGGACGCACGCGCAUGCGUGAGGACUCGCUGAAAAUGGGAGACCUGAGUCUGACCCUGAAGUACCCCUCAGAGCGAGACAACGGUCACUACGUCUGCACCAUCAACACGGGCACGGACAUGCUGAGGCAGAAAGUAGCCCUGCAGCACGUCAAAAAACCGCUUCCCACCUGGGCCACGGCUUUCCUGAGCGUCAUGGCCAUCAGUCUGGUUGCUGGCGGAGGUUUUGUAGCAUAUUUCUGGUAUUAUUUUAAGAUGGUCUCCACCACGGAGGUGGAUGAAGGGGGGGAGUCUGUUCACCUGCAAUUUAAAACCACACCUAACCUGCCAGUCGGUGCUACGGUGGUGUGGAGGCGCUCCAGGCUUGGCUUCAAACUGAUCACAGUUCAUGAGUACUCAAACAGCGAAAGCAAACCAGGUGCGAAAUACAUGGACCGUACAGAGAUGGUCGAGGACCCGCUGACAUCAGGAGAUCUCAGUCUGACCCUGAGGCGACCGCGAAGACGAGACAGCGGGAUCUACCUCUGCACCCUCUGCAGGGGCAAAGUCGUGCUGGAUGAGAAACGACUGAGGCUGGAAGUCAGAGUCCCUCAGGUGAAGGUGUCAGAGGGGGUCGAUGCUGUGCUGCCCUGGAAAACCUGGAUUCCUCCACCAGAAAAAGCCACUGUGGAGUGGAGCCGUCAUGAGCCGUGGCCCAUGAUUGUCCAUGUCUAUCAAAGCGGCUCGAACUGUCUGGAGAAGCAGACCUGGUUGUACCGUGGCCGCACAAAGAUGGAGGAUGAAGAUCCUCGUAAGAACAGAAACCUCAGUCUGGUCCUGCACCAGCCCACGGUGCUCGACAGUGGCGAGUAUACGUGCACCAUCAAAGAGGAAGAACGAGUCGUGAGGACGAAGUGUCUGAGGCUCCACGUCAGAGAUUUCAAUCACAUCUCUGAUGAUGAAGAAAAUGGAGAAAAGACUCCUUUGAUCAGAUAUCGUGGGCCCCAGUCUGUCUGAUCUCUGGCUCCCCCUCAGGUCCUCUCGGUGAACUCCGCUCAGUAUCAAGCAGUAAAGAAAGAUUUUAAAAGUCCAAACAAAGGAAAGGAGGAAAUAAGACGGCGGUAUUCAAAGGUUUUUAAACAUCAUCCGUUUUUAAAGUAUUUCAGAUGACAGAACAUGUACUGUUUGUUUCUCAGGAUCCACAUGAUAAAAAGUGUUUAGCUGACAUUAACACUGUGGCAGGCGUUGGUUUGUGGCACGUCUGCGGGGGAGACCGACGCACCGCACUCCAUCAUGUAUACGAAGAAUGAACUGGGUCCUGAGUUGUUGUUGUUCUGUACGUGUUGCUAAAAGCUGCAGCCCAGGGGUGUUGUAGCAGCAACCGGGAAAUAAAGUGUAUCAAGUGUGAAAUAUGUGGUUGGGUCUGUGCUUACCGCCACAAACAACUGUAGGACAUCGGACCCAGUUAGGGAGAUCGUCCACUUCCACAGACUGUGACAAUCUCCCUAACUUCUGAAUGUGGGACUGAGAAGGAGCACCCAGGUGCAGACACGCCAGGAGACGGAGCUGAGUUUACACAAAAGGCGAAGCGUUUAUGAGGCUGAAGACAAAAACAAAGCAGGGGGAGAGAACUACAACUAAAAGCUCAACUGUGACGACUACGACAAAGUGACACGAACAUGAUUCUGAACAGGUGCACGCGAGGAAACAUGAACACACCCUGAACAGAAUCAUGAAAACUGACAACCUGACAGACUGAACGAAAACGCACAGGCUAAAUACACACAGGAAGUGAUCAGGUGAAGGGGAAAUUGCUGACAGGAAUAAACAUAAUGACGCCACAGGGGAAGUAAAACUUAACCCGUUAAACAUGGAAACACCAGACUCUUCAAAAUAAAACAGGAAACAGCAGGUCAAACUAGAUCAUUAGAACACACACAAUUAGACACAAACACACGUACAACUGAAAGUAAAACACUGAGGACAAGAGAGAGCACAGGACAGGAAAAGACUCAUAACUAAGGAGACGAAGAAGAACAUAUACUAGACUAGAACUGAAGACAAACAAAUGAUAAUAUGUUGCACACUUGGAUUAAGACGAGUUUAAACUAUAGCUUUGUGAGUUUCCCUUUACUGUAAAUGCAAAUGUAUAGACAUAGCACAUCGUUACACAUUCGUACAGUCUCACACAGCUCUUAUCAGGUGCACUGCAUUAUGGUUAGUGGCCAGGCUCAUUUACUCCCACUAGAGCUGCUCAUUUCAGGGAACACGCCCUCUUGUGGUGUAACAGAGGAGUAACUACGCUUAGAGGAACUGUCUUAUUGGAGAUUGGGGCACACAUUAUUUUACAACAGCCAAAGAAAGUAAUAUUAAGGUUCUAAUAUUGAGGAAGGAGAGUACAAACCACCAGGUCCAGAAGAUCUUGGUCAAACAAUUGAUUUUAAUGAAUACACGCGUGGGAAGACCAGUGCCUGUUCGCAGACAGGAACUGAUCUCCGACUUAAUCAAAGCAUAAACAGAUAUUUAUACCAUCAGGGCUUGAAUUAAUGACGCCCCUUCAUACGUCACCGAUACAUUUCAUACCUAGGUCAGAUCAAAACCACAAUGACUUUUAACACAGUUUAAAAGAACAUUAUCUCUGUCUCGUCUGGAACACGAGCCCCACAUCCUGCAAGACGCUGUUCCUCUUUGCAGAGACAAACAUGACUAACCUCUCACCUAUAAAUGAGUCUAACUAAUGUGUGUGUUUGUGUAUGUGUUGACCUUACAUGCUCUCUCAAUUCACCCGUUGCACUUCUGACCUUUUACCAGAACAGAGGCUCAUCCUUAUGUGUAAUAACCUAACUGAAACUAUAUGUACUAUGUUGAAUAAAUGUUUUAAUCGAGAACCUCUACUAAGAGCUUAAUAAAUGAAUAUAAAAGUAUAAAAGACAA
Messenger RNA from Haplochromis burtoni (Burton's mouthbrooder), 4947 nucleotides. RefSeq lists its product as uncharacterized. Lineage: Eukaryota; Metazoa; Chordata; Actinopteri; Cichliformes; Cichlidae. The transcript has 7 exons. Gene Ontology annotation, biological process: immune response; T cell costimulation; cellular response to lipopolysaccharide. Gene Ontology annotation, cellular component: external side of plasma membrane. The coding region runs from base 1480 to 3030 and encodes 516 amino acids. The record is from RefSeq and is a predicted model, not a curated record.